Molecule: messenger RNA, 708 nt
Organism: Parascedosporium putredinis
Lineage: Eukaryota; Fungi; Ascomycota; Sordariomycetes; Microascales; Microascaceae
Source: the annotation of a GenBank genome assembly
AUGAAGCUCCCCACCAGCCUUUUCGCCCUCCUCUCCCACGCCCUAGUCGCCAGCGCCAGCUACUACUGGGACGUGGCCCGCGUCGGGACCGUCGACUCCUUCACAUGGACGCCCCCGUUCCCCGGCGACGGCUCCGCCCUGGUCGGCUACACCUCGUGCGAGUCCAAGGCCUACUUCAACGGCACGCAGUACAAGUACAUUGACCUGAACGAGGGCGACGACCGCGAGCUCGUCCUCAUGGAGUACAAGGACGUCCCCGAGGCCGCGCGCGACUGGAUCGAGGCCCAGAUGAAGGACGAGGCUCUGCGCGCCAAGCGCUUCAUGACCAUCCUCGGCAAGCCCGGCGCCGAUGGCAGGGCCCCGCCUACGCGGAUAUCGAAAACAUGUCCCCGAGAACAAGAUGGGUCCAAGUGUGAAAACGAACUCAAGAACCUCGACCAAUACGUCGCGCCCGUUGUUGAUGACAAGGGCGUUCUCGCCUGGGCUCACACACUCACUCGCCCGGACCGCGACGUCGGCAAGCGCGACGUCUCCUUUGAGGUGGAUGCCCGCUACGUCAUCGAGACGGAGGAGGGCCGCGCCGCCCGCGUGUUCUGGGAGAAGGCGCACGCUAUGGGACGCCGCGCCGAGCGUAAGCGAGUGAGGGACGAGAGGCAGGGUAAGAGAGAGCUCAAGCAGGCUCAGCGGUCGGAUAAGGACGAGCUCUGA